Messenger RNA from Mesorhabditis spiculigera, 1407 nucleotides. The record is from the annotation of a GenBank genome assembly. Lineage: Eukaryota; Metazoa; Nematoda; Chromadorea; Rhabditida; Rhabditidae.
AUGACGAAUGUAGCCGAGGAAAUAACGAAAGCGCUGGCAAAAGUGCCCUUGGGGAAAACUUUUGCGGGGCGCUUGGAGCACGCCGCAGGGCUGUAUUCAGCCGCAAUAAACUUCAAGCCUUCGGCCACGCUAUACACAAAUCGAGCUACCGCCAACUAUCAAAUCGGUUACUACGGAAAAGCCAUCGAGGACUGCAACCUCGCUUUGAGUCUCGACAAGGCCUACUUGAAGGCUUUUUAUCGGCGAGCAUCUGCCUACAUGGCACUGGGUAAAUACAAAAAGGCGCUCAAGGACCUGGAAACUGUGAUAAAGACGCGGCCUAAGGACACGGACGCAGCCGCCAAGCACACUGAGUGCUCCCGUAUCGUAAAACGACAAGCAUUUGAAGCGGCGAUCAGCACGGAUGAGCACAAGGUCGACUUCGACGUAAUCGGCUACGAGUCUAUCCUUGUCGACGCAAAGUAUCAAGGCCCUCGUUGGGAAGGUGAUCUCACCGCCGAUUUUGUGACGGAAAUGACGAACCAUUUCAAGAAGCAACAAGCGCUGCACAAAAAAUAUGCUUACAAGAUACUUUUCCAUAUUUACGAGUUCCUCAAGACGCAACCAACGCUACUCGAUAUUAAAGUUGCCGACGGCGAUAAGUUUACGAUCUGCGGCGACAUUCACGGGCAGUUCUAUGAUCUAUUGAACAUUUUUGAGAUUAAUGGACUUCCCAGCGAGGAGAAUCCUUACUUAUUCAAUGGUGAUUUCGUUGAUCGUGGCGCCUUCUCGGUCGAGACGAUUUUCACGCUCUUUGCGUACAAGCUCCUCUACCCGAAUCACUUCUACUUGUCUCGUGGUAACCACGAGAGUGAUACGAUGAACAAGAUGUACGGCUUCGAAGGUGAGGUGAAGUACAAGUUGUCAGAGGAUGUGGCCAGCAUCUUCUCCAGGGUGUUUUGCCAUCUUCCGUUGUGUCAUCUUAUCAACGAGAAAGUCUUUGUCUGUCACGGAGGGCUCUUCAACCAAGACGGAGUCACGUUGGACGACAUCCGUAAUACUGAUCGAGUCCGCCAGCCGCCUGAUGAGGGUAUUAUGUGUGACUUGCUUUGGUCGGAUCCACAGCCGCACCGUGGUCGCAACCCGUCGAGGCGAGGUCUCGGAUGUCAGUUCGGCCCCGACAUCAGCCAGCGAUUUUGUCGCGAAAAUAGCCUCCGUUACAUAGUGCGCUCCCACGAGCUCAAGCCGACAGGCUACCAGAAACAGCACAGCGGCUGGUUGCACACCAUAUUCUCGGCGCCGAACUACUGCGGAACGAACAAUCAGGGCGCCUUCCUGACGCUGCAAGCUCCAAAUCUGACCCCCACGCCACCUCCUUCUCCGCGGUCCCACAUCCUGAUGUUCCCCCGAUUACAUAUGGCACCUCUU